GGGGCAUUGAACGCGUCGGAAAACCGGGCGCUAGCGGCGUAAGACACUAGAACAGCAGGCGCAGUCAGCUUUUACAGCCUUCAGUCUCAGCGUAGGGGCCGAAAUCAAUCAUAUUCGUGAAGACAAAAGGUUUUCGCAGUGAUCUGAAACUUCACGCCAUCGACGCGAGCGCCAAAAUGUGGCCCAAACACCUCCUGCUGCUUGCAGCCAUCGGCAGCGCCUUCCUCCAAGACGCCGACAUGGAUUAUAAUGACGAAGACGUGACGAAUUUUUUUGAUGAAGUCGUGGUCCCCAUGCGCGAGGCGGCGAAGGAGGCGCUGCGGCCGCAGGCCGUUGUUGGUCCUACCAACGCUUCAUCAUUGCAAUGCUCGGCGGACCAGCUCACAGUCCGCAUCCUGGAGGCGGACCGCAAAUUAGUGAUAGUGGGCGGCGGCCCGGCCGGCUUCUCCGCGGCGACCUACGCCGCCCGAGCCGAUCUCGAACCGCUGGUAGUAGCAAGGGACUUCGGCCAACUAGAGGGUACAAGUACCGUAGACAACUACCCGGGCUUCCCCGAGGGCAUCGACGCGGUGGACAUGGUGCAGAGGUUCGAGAAGCAGGCGACGCGCUUCGGCGCGCAGAUCAAGUGGUGCGGAAUAGAAAGAGUAGAUUUAACCUGUCGACCCUUCAAGGUCUACUGCGAGGAUGGGGAAGUCAUGACGUCGUCGGCCAUCAUCAUUGCGACGGGCGCGUCGCCUCGGUGGCUCGGAGCGCCGGGCGAAAAAGAACUGUUGAGCAAGGGCGUGCACACGUGCGCGACGUGCGACGGCUACCAGUACAAGGAUAGACAUACCUUGGUGGUGGGCGGCGGCGACACGGCGAUGGAGCAAGCUUUAUUCCUGGCUCGGGUAUGCUCAAGAGUCACGAUCGUCCAUCGAGGGUCUUCUCUACGAGCGUCCAAGGCCAUGGCUGCUCGAGUGAUGCGGCACCCGAAGAUACUCAUGUUGUGGAACACGGUCGUCGAGGAGUUCAUCAAAGGCGACGACGGGUUAUUGAAGGAGGUGUCCGUAUUGUCCAUGGGCUCGACGACGACGUUGCAAGUGGACGGCGCGUUCGUCGCGAUUGGCCAUACGCCGAACACGGAGCUCUUCAAGGACUUGAGGAGGGACGACCACGGCUACGUGUAUACGCUGCCGGGGUCCACCGUCACGUCCAUCGCCGGCGUCUACGCGGCGGGCGACGUCGCGGAUCCCGUCUAUAGGCAGGCGAUCACGUCGGCGGGCACGGGCGCCAUGGCGGCGAUGGACGCGGAGCGGUGGCUCUGCGAGCACGGGUGCUAGCUUCCGCUCCGUGCAUGCACAUAUAAGUCUGUGAGUGUUGAGUUUCGGCCCGAAGCUAACUUACAAUCAAUGAAUCGCGUAAAACAAGCCAAAAAACAAUCCUCGGGCCUGACGCGGCGCCGAAGCCAGCCGAAGUCCCAGGCCGGGACCAUCACUAUCACAAUUAAUGUGCGGCGCCGCUGCCCGCACACGGGCCAGGAGUUGCCGACCGACGACGAGAUACGCAACACAGACUGGGUUACGCAAAAGGCGAGCAGUCUAAAAGAUCUGGUGCCCGAGCCCACACCGAUCGACCGCGAUCUGGUGCGGCAAUACGUCUUUCGUAGGGCGAGGGGCUCGUGGGUAGACCUUGCCGACAACGGUUACAACAAGCCGCGGCAU
Molecule: messenger RNA, 1700 nt
Organism: Pelagomonas calceolata
Lineage: Eukaryota; Pelagophyceae; Pelagomonadales; Pelagomonadaceae
Source: the annotation of a GenBank genome assembly